Molecule: messenger RNA, 2434 nt
Organism: Blepharisma stoltei
Lineage: Eukaryota; Ciliophora; Heterotrichea; Heterotrichida; Blepharismidae
Source: the annotation of a GenBank genome assembly
AUGGGAUGUGGAUCAAUAAACACCAAAUUUCGAAGAGAAAAAAGUUUAAAAUCAAAUGGCACACAAGAAGAGAAAAAAAUAAGCAACGUUCAAGAAAUCGUUGUGCAGGCUAGCAACUUUGUGAGGGAAAAUGAAAACAAAUUUCAAGACAUUUAUAGACUAGGCCGAUGCUUACUCCAUCUCCUCGAGCAAACAAAAAAUUUUGCUUGCUCACGGAGGAGUUAAUUUUUUUUUAUUAAAAAAUUUAUAUGUAAAUUUUAUAGUAAAAUUUUUUUACAAAUAUAAAAAAUCUCAAUUCGAAAUAAUUUUAAAGCAAAUAUUAAUCCAAUUUGUAUCAAAUUUAGAAGAAUUAGCUAGAGAUUUCAUUAUACUAUUAUAACUUAUAUAUCAAACAUUUUGAAACAUUUUUAUAUUAAAAUAAAUUUUUGUUCGCUCAUAGAGGCUUUUAUUCAAAAAUAGGGAUUUUCCAAUAGUUUUGUUUGAUUAUGGAGAGUGAAGAUUUAGGAACAGGAGGAUCAGGAGAAGUAAAGACUUGCUUUCAUAGGGAGACUAAUAUAAAACGGGCAGUAAAAAUUUUUCGAAAAGAUCUUUUAACAAAUGAAGCCUCUAAAGCUAAUCUGGAAAAAGAAAUAAAUAUACUAAUUAUGGUGAAUAGCUUGCAAAAUUAUUUGGAAAGCGAUAUUUAUAUUUAGCUAACAUACAGACAUACAUUAAUUAAAUUUUUAAGGUGUCUAACGCCACACUCCCACUAAAGGGACAGAGUCAAAAUGGUGAUGUCAUGAGCAUUUCAAUCCAAAAGGUCGGACUAUCCCAAAUAAACCGCCUGCCCCCCUUAUUAACGCUUCUCACCCGGUACAAUGCUGUCGCCUUCCCUGACUCAGCUCCUGUUUGUGCUCCACCUAAGGGUCACCUUCCUCGGGCGUGCUGAGAGGAAAAACUUUUAGACUCUUGAUUGCAAUUUGGAGCAGUUCCUCUGAUUAUCCCAAAAGUUAAACCACUGUUACUAGAAAAAGCCCAGCCCUAUAAUAAAAUUCCAUGAGGAAAAGAAAAUUAGCAGAACUGAACCGAAUGCCAUUUUAUUUAUUUAUAUUUGGCUAACAAAAAAUGCUUUUUAAUGCGUUAUUAAUUGUAAACAUAAUAUCCUAAAAACUCUAGAUCACCCAAAUAUUGUUCGCAUAUAUGAAUAUUUUGAAGACUCCAAACGCCUCUAUGUCAUUAUGGAAUUUUGCAAAGGAGGUGAGCUCUUCGAAGAGAUCAUAAAGCGGCAGACUUUUUCUGAAAAGCAUGCUGCCCAAAUUAUGUAUCAGUUAUUUUCAGCAGUCGCUUAUUUGCAUAACCUUAUGAUAAUUCAUAGAGAUUUGAAGCCAGAAAAUAUUUUACUUGAAGAGAAAAACGGUGAUUUAAAUAUAAAACUGAUAGACUUUGGAACUGCAACUUAUUCAGGUGCUUCUAGAGCUCGGGGAGAAAUUUCAGGUACUGCUUACUAUAUUUCUCCUGAAGCACUUGUUGGGCAUUAUACUGAAAAGUGUGAUCUUUGGAGCUGUGGCGUAAUUAUGUAUAUAUUACUAAGUGGGAUUCCUCCUUUUGAUGGAAAAACAGAAGAUGACAUCAUUAAAAAGGUCACAGCUGGAAAGGUCAAUUAUGAAAUAAACCCAUGACCAAAUAUUUCAGAAGAAGCCAAACAGUUACUCUCUGUGCUGCUAUGCCCUGAAAGCAACAGAAUUUCAGCCACAGAAGCUCUGCGGCAUCCAUGGGUAACAUCAAGAAUAGACCGCACUGUUACAAAUAAAGAAAUGCUAAAUGAAGUUUUAUCAAACUUAAGGAACUUUCAUGCCUCUAGUAAGCUUAGAGAUGCAGUCCAUACAUUUAUUGCUACACAAUGUAUGGCUCCACAAGACACCAAAGGUUUAAAAGAAAUAUUUUUGAUUAUUGAUAAAAACGGUGAUGGGAAAUUAUUUUUUAAAAAUUUAAAUUGCCUUAUUAUAUGCAACAGCCAGCCCUAAUUUUUAUAUAAAAUAAAAGAAUUUCAUAAUAAUUAACAUAAUGAAUUUUAAACUAGCACAAUAUAAGCAAAGAAGACUUAAUAGAUCAAUAUACAGAAAUUUUAGGUGCUGAAGAAGCUGGCAGAGAGGUCGCAAAAAUAAUGAAAGAAGUUGAUACUGACAAGAACGGAUUCGUAGAUUAUACAGAGUUUCUGAAAGCUGCAUUAAAUAUGGAAAAAGUGCUUUCAGCUGAAAAUUUGAAGACUGCUUUUAAAGUGUUUGAUAGAGAUGGAAGUGGGUCAAUAUCUGCUGCAGAGCUCAGGAAGAUUCUUGAAGGUAGUGCUCCAAGUGAUGAUAGGGUGUGGAAUGAAAUCAUUAGUGAAGUGGACCAAAACGGUGAUGGAGAAAUUGAUCUCCAAGAGUUCCAGGAUAUCAUCUUGGCCAAGUUUUAA